AAGCAAUGCAGUCGCGUCGAGUGACGAUUAUAUGGCUAGCAUGCCUAUGUGGUCUGAUUGGGGCCCAGCCCGAUAAAGCAGGAGUCCUUCCCAGCAAGAAUGGGGAGUACAGCGUCAACAUUCGUUUGAAGGAUAACAACAGGCGCGAGGAACGGGUGACCAGCUCCGCUGAGGGUGUGCCACAUGUGAAGGGCAUCUUGGAGCACGUCUAUCCGGGGCAGAACACUGUGUAUAUAGUGGAGUAUGAGGCAGGAGCUCGGGGCUAUAAGGCUAGCUAUCGCUACAGCGACUACGAGUCCACUACUACCCCAAGGACACGGCUGAGCAAUGGAGCGCUGAAGGCGGCAACUGGUUGA
Scaptodrosophila lebanonensis is the source of this 356-nucleotide messenger RNA. RefSeq lists its product as uncharacterized. The record is from RefSeq and is a predicted model, not a curated record. The coding region runs from base 6 to 356 and encodes 116 amino acids. The transcript is spliced from 2 exons. NCBI's taxonomy places the organism in Eukaryota, Metazoa, Arthropoda, Insecta, Diptera, Drosophilidae.